GGGAGGCGGCGGCGGCGCUGCGGCUGUCAUGGACUCCUGGGUCCGCUUCAGUGCUCAGAGCCAGGCCCGGGAGCGGUUGUGCAGGGCCGCCCAGUAUGCCUGUUCCCUGCUGGGCCACGCACUGCAGAAACAUGGGGCCAGCCUGGAGAUGCAAAAGCAGGUCCGCCAACUCGAGGGCCACCUGAGUCUGGGAAGGAAGCUCCUCCGCCUGGGUAACUCAGCAGAUGCCCUGGAGUCAGCAAAACGGGCUGUGCACCUCUCCGACGUGGUCUUGAGGUUCUGCAUCACUGUCAGUCACCUGAACCGAGCCCUGUAUUUCGCCUGUGACAACGUCCUGUGGGCUGGAAAGUCUGGGCUUGCUCCUCGCGUAGACCAGGAAAAGUGGGCCCAGCGUUCAUUCAGGUACUAUCUCUUCUCCCUCAUCAUGAAUUUGAGCCGUGACGCUUAUGAGAUCCGCCUGUUGAUGGAACAAGAGUCUUCAGCUUGGAUUCGGCGACAGAAGGUUUCUGGAGGAAGCGCCCCAGUAGGGAUUGAAACUGGGAGACCUGAGGGUUCAGGAACUCCAGGAGGAGGCCUGCCCCAUCUCGCUCUGAAGCUUCAGUUCCAAAUCCUGCUGCUGGCUCGGGUCCUCCGAAGUCAUCCCCCGCUUCUGCUGGACAUUGUCAGAAACGCCUGUGAUCUUUGUAUUCCACUGGACAAACUGGGCCUGUGGCGCUGUGGCCCUGGGAUUGUGGGGCUUUGUGGCCUCAUAUCCUCCAUCCUCUCUAUUCUCACCUUGAUCUGCCCUUGGCUCCGAUUGAAACCCUGAGAUUCUGGUACAUGAGUAGGAGGAAAUCUGAACUGGUGAGAUGGACUCUUAGAUCAUCCAUCCUCAGUUUUUCAGCCUCCUUUUCCCUCUGCUCCUCGAUUAAAGUUGAAAUUCAGAGAUUCAGCAGUCGAGGGAGGUACAUGGGGAGAAUGAGGUGAGGAAAUAUGGCCUAGCAUGAUUCCGAUGUUCAGAUCAUCUAGUGUUUCUUUUUUUCCUCCCCUAUUACAUUGUCUUGGCUUUUUUUUUUACGUUGUCUCUUAAGUCUGUGUAAGAGCUUCUCUGCAGCAUUCCUCCCUGUCCUAUGAAUUUGUCUAAUCAUCAGAAUUAUUCUUUUGCCAGGGGAGAUGGAAGGUGUGGUCUGUAAGGAUCUAACAACAUUCUUUGUCCUCAGCAAAGGUGGUUGUGGAAGAUUUUAUCUCCGUCAAACUCCAGAUCUUAAUUUUAAAGACUUCAUCCUAGUCAGUUCUUGAUUUUAGCAUCAAGGAGGUUUGAUGCAUCUUCCGUCUACGAGCCAACUUCUCUCAUCAACAGUCUUCUCUGCACAGCUUCAAACUUUUUGUUCCUGACUCUGUUUUCACUGCUUUCCACCUAUCCAGAAUGAUGCUGUGUCUAGCCUCUUGCUGUAAAUAUUGUACAAUGAAUCUAUGUAAAUAACUGGCCAAUAUUCAUGCCGGAGAGCAAAUGUUUCAGGUCAGAAAAUUAAAGGUCCGUUUACUCA
Molecule: messenger RNA, 1526 nt
Organism: Suncus etruscus (white-toothed pygmy shrew)
Lineage: Eukaryota; Metazoa; Chordata; Mammalia; Eulipotyphla; Soricidae
Gene: PEX11B
Product: peroxisomal biogenesis factor 11 beta
Exons: 4
Coding region: 29-808 (259 amino acids)
Biological process (GO): peroxisome fission; regulation of peroxisome size
Cellular component (GO): peroxisomal membrane
Source: RefSeq, a predicted model, not a curated record